AUGGUCGAACUCAUCAGCCCUCCGGACCCGCGCUCACUGCUCCCGCCUCUUCUCGCUUGUCUCCCGACAGCCUUCGUCUCGCCACGCCCUCCCCCGGCGCUCCUCCCUCUCCUCUCUCCGAUCCUUCGUCAACGUGUUCAAAUCCUCACCGAUGUUUCCACUUCCCCCUCCGACUCCUGGUUACACCUGCUCUGCUGGGACGCCGCCAAAGCGGAGCGCCUACAGGGCGUCGUCGACGGCACCACCUUUGAACCGCACCCGGUGUCCGGUGAGAUUGAACUCACUGAAGAUCUCCCGGUGACGUACAAGCGGAUCGAUGAGGAAACUCUGCGGGCACUUGUGGUGCUGUCUGAAUACAACUUGGCGGUGAUCUACCUGUGGUGUCCGACAGACGAACAGGGCCGUGGCUGGAAAGUGGGAGAACUACUGCCGCGUGAAGCUCCUGCUGAGGAUGAACACACUUGGGCCUCUUCUAUCGGCGAGGCGAAUGGCCAGGCAAAGGAAAAGCUUUUUACCGACGCCUUGGACACGAGCCGCCCAGCGCAUUCGAACAACGGCGAACAGGCCCAGGAGGAGGAUGAUGACGAUGACUACUGGGCCCAGUAUGAUGCCACUCCCGGCCGGACACCCGGCGUCAAGACCCCCGCACCGCGUGCUGGUUCGAACCUCCGGCCUGGUCAGUCCGAGGCAUCAUAUUUCUCCCAGUACGGCGACGUGCAACCCGCCAUGGACAGCCAUGACCCCGAAGAAGAGCAGUCCGAAGUCGGGCCAUCAUCCUUGAACGGAGACAUGCUCUCCAGUCUUCUGCGGCGACAAGUCGACGGAAUUGGCUCAGAAAUACCUCGUACAAACGGCUACGCGGCGGAAGACGUGCCCCACCACGAAGCAGGCAGACGAUUGAGCCACCCGCGGCCAGAAUCAGCAUCCUCAAACAGCUCCGAGCAUGUUGCCAGACUGGAGCAGGAAGCCGAGAGCCAGUCCACAUACGAAGUGGGCGUGAAGCAGCACAUUGGCACGAGCAUCAAGAGCUUGUUCCGGUUGGCCAAGGCCACGGGAAUGUCGCGGAGCGAAUUCCAGUCGCUAGUGCAGACGGAGUUGGAGUUAUUGGAUUUGACGGACGACGAUUGA
Messenger RNA from Penicillium cinerascens, 1128 nucleotides. RefSeq lists its product as uncharacterized. The coding region runs from base 1 to 1128 and encodes 375 amino acids. The record is from RefSeq and is a predicted model, not a curated record. Lineage: Eukaryota; Fungi; Ascomycota; Eurotiomycetes; Eurotiales; Aspergillaceae. The transcript has a single exon.